AUGGAAGAUGAUCACAAGGAUAAAUGGAUUGAAGCCAUGCAAGAUGAGAUGAAAUCUCUGCAUCAGAAUCAUACUUAUGAUUUGGUGAAAUUUUCAAAUACUUAUGAUUUGGUGAAAUUUCCUAAGGGCAUGGGAGCUUUGAAAAUCAAGUGGGUGUUCAAAGUUAAAGCAGAAGAACACAGCUUGAAGCUCAGGGAUGAAAGGAAGCUUUAUUUGUCACAAGAGAAGUACAUUGAGUGUGUACUAGAGCACUUCAACAUGAAGAGUGUUAAGCCGGUUAGCACACCUGUUCCUGGUCAUCUGAAAUUGAGCAAGAAGAUGUAUCCUACAACAACGGAGGAGAAAGAGAGCAUAGCCAAAAUACCUUAUUCCUUUGCCGUCAAAAGAUUGAUGUAUGCAAUGGUAUGCACUCGACCAGAUGUUGCUCAUGCAGUUGGUGUUGUUAGUAUAUUUCUCAAAAAUUCAGGAAAAAAGCAUUGGGAAGCUAUGAAGUGGAUACUCAGAUUGCCAUAUUGUUUCCAGUUUCGGUCUGAUCAUAUCGAGCAGUCAGAGUACAAUAGACCUGAGCAAGAACUCCAUGUACCAUGCGAGAACAAAAACAUUGACGUCAGAUAUGCUGACCAAAGUGGUACCGAGAGACAAGUUCGAAUUGUGCAAAGAACUUGUUGGCAUGCACUCAAACUAGAAGCCCAGUGUACUCUCUUUCAUGUGAAUGGGUCUGGAGGGGGAGAUUUGUGGGGUCCAACCCCUAUUUUGAGGAAGAAAGAGCAGAUAGCUAUGAAUUCUUUUGUGAUGUUUACUUUCCUUUUGACUUUCUUGUUCCUCAAUUCCUUUGUUUCUUUUGGACAAACAGAGGAAUUAUCCAUUGGAGACAGAAUUGACACAAACAAAACUAUUACAAUUGGUGUUACUAUUAUUUCUUCAGGCGGAAAUUUUGAGAUGGGCUUCUUUACACCAAACAAUGGUAUCAGUUACUACAUUGGCACGUGGUACAAAAUUAUAACCCCGCAAACAGUCAUUUGGGUCGCGAAUCGCGACUCGCCACUUUCUUUCUCCGAAAUGCCCAAUGCAGAAUUCGCGAUCAAGAAUGGAAAUUUGGUCCUCCUAAAUGGGACUCGACAGCUAGUUUGGUCAACGAAAGUCAACUCCAGAAAGUCUGACGAUUCUAUGGUUGCAGUUCUUGGUGAUGAUGGAAAUUUUGCUUUAAGAGAUGGUAAUUCAAAUUCAACGUCUCAUGUACUCUGGAAAAGUUUCGAUCAUCCUAGUCAUACCUUUAUGCCUGGUGCGAGAUUUAGUUACAACAAGAACACCGAAGCAAUGCAAUAUGUCACGUCCUGGAGGAGUUCAGAUGAUCCUAGUCCGGGGCCUUAUACUGUCGAAUUUAAUCCAACAAAUGGCCAAUUUAGGGCAAUGUGGAAAAGGACCGAGGAAUACUGGAACAGUGGCGCUUGGGAUGGAGAUAGUUUUAGAAAUGUGCCAUAUAACACUCCCAACACAACAGUCAACUAUACGUAUGUCAACGAUGACAACGAGGUUUACUACAUCUACACCUUCUUUAGUCCUUUAGUCAAAUCAAGAUUUGUGAUUGAUGUCACGGGGGAAAUGAAGCAGUUCACAUGGUUGGAUAGCUCCAAGCAGUGGAAUGUGGUUUACCUUCAACCAACACGCUCUUGUGAUGUCUAUGCUUAUUGCGGGGCAUUUGGAACUUGCAAUCCAGACUCAACUUCAGUAUGCAGGUGUUUGCCUGGUUUUGUUCCCAAAUUAGACACCGACUGGGAUUUAGAUAUUUUUUCUCAAGGUUGUGUUAGGAAAACAAAUUUGAGCUGCGGUAGUAAUCCAAGUGCUCCCUUUAAGGACAAGUUUUGGUUGAUGUCUAAUGUGACAUUACCCAAAUACUAUGAAACUGCCAGAGUUACAAGCGCGACAAAAUGUGAAUCUGCUUGUUUAAAUAAUUGUUCUUGUACUGCUUAUGCUUAUGAUGGCACUGACUGUUUAACUUGGAGUGAAGAAUUACUAAAUCUGCAACUGUCUCAAGAUGAUCAAAGAGGAAGAAACUUGUUUAUCAAACUAGCUGCUUCUGAUUUUCCAAGUGCAAUUAAAGCGAAACAAUCAUGGUCAACAAGGCUCAAAGUCAUUGUUCUUGCAACAGUAUGUGUGACAAUCCUAGUAGUAAACUGCUUUAUCUACAUUUACUGUAGAAGAAGGAUUGCAAAAGGAAAAGGCCAGAGGAAUUUCUUGGCUCAUUUGCAGAGCAGAGAUAAUCUUAUUGCUUUGACAAAUGAAGAUGAUGAGAAUAGCAUCGAUGCUCCAUUUUUUAGUUUUGAAAGCAUAUUAGCUGCCACAAAUCAAUUCUCAGAGGCAAACAUGCUUGGCCGAGGGGGAUUUGGUCCGGUUUAUAAGGGUAAAUUUCCAGGAGGACGAGAAAUUGCAGUUAAAAGAUUAUCAACUCAAUCUCGACAAGGCAUAGAAGAAUUCACAAAUGAAGUGUUAUUGAUUGCAAGAGUUCAACAUAGGAAUUUGGUUAAACUUUUGGGCUAUUGUGUAAAGGGUGAUGAAAAGAUUCUACUCUACGAGUACAUGUUAAAUAAAAGCUUGGACACCUUCAUAUUUGAUCAACAAAAUUGCACACGUCUGGAUUGGAAAAAACGAUUCGAUAUUAUACUUGGAAUUGCCCGUGGAAUGUCUUAUCUACACCAUGAUUCAAGAUUGACAAUCAUCCAUAGAGAUCUGAAAACUAGCAAUAUUUUACUAGACGAAGGAAUGAACCCCAAGAUUUCAGACUUCGGCUUAGCAAGAAUUGUCCAAGGAGACUAUACACGAGCAAAUACGACAAAAAUCACUGGAACCUGUGGCUAUAUGUCUCCGGAAUAUGCGUUGAAUGGAUCAUUCUCAACCAAAUCAGAUGUAUUUAGCUUCGGGGUAAUUUUACUCGAGAUUGUCAGUGGUAGAAGAAGCACUGGAUUUCAUCAAUACGAAGAGGCAAUAAAUCUUAUAGAACAUGUUUGGAAAUUGUGGGAAGAAGAAAAAGAAAUCAAUUUGGUUGAUGAAUCGCUACGUGAAACAUGUAAGUUGGAUGAAGCAAUAAGGUGCAUUAAUAUUGGCCUCUUGUGUGUACAAGAAAACCCUUGUCAACGUCCAAGUAUGUCAAACGUCAUAGUAAUGCUUGGGGGUGAAAGCAUGAUUUUACCAAGACCAAAUCAACCAGCUUUUGUGACAAGAAGUACUAUUUCUAGUAAAUCUACAUCUUCGUCCUCUACCAACAACGGGCUAACUAUUACAAUUGAACAAGGUCGAUAACAUGAGGAAAGCUACGUACAAAGUUUUGAUGCCCAAAUGAAUUCAUUUGCCUGACACAUCCUUGAGGAAAUAGUUCAACAAAAUUCUUUUAUAUCAUAAAUAGAAUCCAAUUAUAAGUUGAAAUUAAUGUGACUAUUUUUUUUAAUCUGUGAAGUUGAGUGUUUAUUAUGUUGUAUCAUUAUUAUCAAUCGUAGGUUUUCUUGUAAAUGAUAUUUCAGUUAUCAAAGGUGCACAUAGGCUUCAAAAUUUUGUUGUCUUUAAAAUAAGCAAAUUUUG
Messenger RNA from Lycium barbarum (goji berry), 3573 nucleotides. Its product is annotated as G-type lectin S-receptor-like serine/threonine-protein kinase At4g27290. Bases 1 to 3297 code for a protein of 1098 amino acids. Gene Ontology annotation, biological process: protein phosphorylation; recognition of pollen. Lineage: Eukaryota; Viridiplantae; Streptophyta; Magnoliopsida; Solanales; Solanaceae. The record is from RefSeq and is a predicted model, not a curated record. Gene Ontology annotation, molecular function: protein kinase activity; ATP binding. The transcript has 12 exons.